Molecule: messenger RNA, 2352 nt
Organism: Penicillium chermesinum
Lineage: Eukaryota; Fungi; Ascomycota; Eurotiomycetes; Eurotiales; Aspergillaceae
Product: M28 family metallopeptidase
Exons: 3
Coding region: 1-2352 (783 amino acids)
Molecular function (GO): carboxypeptidase activity
Source: RefSeq, a predicted model, not a curated record
AUGAAGGAAAAGAUGGCUCCAACCGAGUCAACCCCUUUGUUGACGGUCAAUGUCGCACCUCAGCGUUAUCGGUAUCCUCAUCAUAAGGUGCGCCGUGCGUGUACUUGGUUCUUGAGCUUACUCCUCAUUGCUACGGCCCUGUUCUUAAUUCCGUCAUCCUUGUGGCCCCGAGCACAUGGAUCAGUAUUCUCUUACCUUCCCUGGGCCCAACCCUUUCCCCACGAGGCCUGGCCGCAAAGCCUUGGGCUUUCGUAUGAUCAAUUGCAGCAAAUCCUGUUAAACAUCCCAUCCGCAGCCAAAGCUCGCGAAUGGAGCUCCUACUAUACUGCUGGGCCCCACCUGGCUGGUAAGAACCUGAGCCAAGCCCUCUGGACCCUAGAAAAAUGGAAGGAGUUCGGCGUCGAGGAUACCACUCUCGCUUCGUAUGACAUCUACCUCAACUACCCUCUAGACCAUCGGCUGGCGCUUUUGAAAAAGUCCGCGGACAAGACCGAGGUUACCUUCGAGGCCACCCUCGAGGAAGAUCAACUCAAAGAAGACCCGACCACGAGCUUGCCAGACCGUGUCCCCUCAUUUCACGGAUAUUCUGCGAAUGGUAAUGUUACCGCCCAGUACGUGUAUGCCAACUUCGGCACCUAUCAAGAUUAUGAAGAUCUUGUUGCUGCAAACGUCCCCCUCGAAGGCAAAAUUGCUCUUGUCAAAUAUGGUGGAAUCUUCCGUGGCCUGAAAGUAAAGCGCGCGCAGGAGCUUGGCAUGGUCGGGGUGGUGAUCUACACUGAUCCGCAAGAGGACGGCAAGAUCACCGAAGAAAAUGGAUACAAAGCUUACCCGGAUGGACCGGCACGCAAUCCCAGUGCUAUCCAAAGGGGAAGUACUCAGUUCUUGAGUGAGUAUCGGAUUCCACGUUCCUUUUCUAUUGCAUCCUUCCUGGUGACCCAACCACCCCCCGGAUAUGCAUCCAAGCCCGGUGUUGAGAGACAGGAUCCUCAGCACUCGAUCCCUUCAAUCCCUUCUAUCCCAAUUUCCUACAAGGAAGCCCUUCCAUUCUUGAAGGCUCUUAACGGACACGGUCCCAAGGCAUCUGAUUUCAAUAAAUACUGGCAGGGCGGCGGUCUUGGCUACAAGGGCGUCGAGUAUAACAUUGGACCCUCACCCGAAGAUGUCGUCAUCAACCUUGACAACCAGCAAGAGUAUGUGACUACUCCACUAUGGGAUGUCAUCGGUGUCAUCAAGGGACAUAUCAAAGACGAGGUCAUCGUGUUGGGUAACCAUCGUGAUGCCUGGAUUGCGGGUGGUGCGGGUGAUCCCAACAGCGGAUCGGCUGCCCUCAAUGAAGUUAUUCGUAGCUUUGGCGAGGCACUCAAGGCCGGUUGGAGGCCUCUGCGGACCGUCGUCUUUGCUAGCUGGGAUGGCGAAGAGUAUGGCCUGCUCGGUUCGACUGAGUGGGUGGAGGAGAACCUCCCUUGGCUCUCCAAGGCCAAUGUCGCAUACCUCAAUGUUGAUGUUGCUACUGCCGGAACUUCCUUUUCACCGAGCGCUGCUCCACUAUUAAACAAAGUUAUCCAGGAGGUGACGGGACUCGUACAGUCUCCCAACCAAACCGUGCCAGGCCAAACCGUGCGUGAUGUCUGGAACGGCAAGAUCUCCACCAUGGGCAGUGGGAGUGACUUUACCGCAUUCCAAGAUUUCGCCGGCGUCGCCAGUUUGGACUUUGGCUUUGGCCGAGGAGAGAACGAUCCUGUUUAUCCCUAUCACUCCAACUACGAUAGCUUUGCGUGGAUGGAGAGGUUCGGGGACAAAGAUUUCGCAUACCAUGCUACAGCCGCUAAACUCUGGGCUUUGGCCGCUGCUCAACUUAUCGAAUCGCCAGUCAUUGCCUUCAGCUCUGGUGAUUACGCAGACGCUUUGCAAUCCUACCUGGAGCACAUCAAACCAACCGCUGAAAAACUCCCUGCCGGCACCCACUUGGAUUUUGCCCCUCUGGAAGAUGCUAUCGCUGAGUUCAAGCUUGCCGCAAAGGCCUUUGACAUUUACACUGCUAGCCUCACCGAGCAACUGGGCCACCAUAUUCCUUGGUACCAUUGGUGGAAGAAAGUCAAGCUGCUCUUCCAGGUUCGCAUCGCCAACGACAAGUACAAGGCGUUGGAACGUGCGUUCCUGUACCAGCCUGGACUCGACGGUCGCGAAUGGUUCAAGCAUGUUGUUUUCGCUCCCGGCAUUUGGACUGGAUACUCGGGUGCAACCUAUCCAGGCUUGGUUGAGAGCUUAGAAGCCCAGGAUCUGGAAAACGCAAAGAAAUGGAGCACCAUCAUCCAAGAGCGGCUCCAGGAUGCAACCAAGCUUCUAUCUUAA